Molecule: messenger RNA, 597 nt
Organism: Tauraco erythrolophus (red-crested turaco)
Lineage: Eukaryota; Metazoa; Chordata; Aves; Musophagiformes; Musophagidae
Source: RefSeq, a predicted model, not a curated record
AUGGACAACAGCAUUUGUCAAGUUUAUGAAGAGGAGAUCCGGUCACUGGAAGAAGAAAUUAAAUUAUUGACUGAAAAGUAUGAAGAUGGGCAACAAGAAUCUACCUUUUUUUCUGACCAGGAAAUAUUAAUGUCAAUAAAAUCAUUCCAAAGAGAAUUUCAAGGAGGAUCUAAGGGACAUGAAUCUCCAUCAGACCUGAAAGCUCAACUUGAAAGUCUAGAAACAGAUCUGUCAUUUUUAAUGAAAUUUACUGGUAUUCAGUUCACAAGUCAUUCCAAGAAAACAGUGGAAAAAACUAGAAACAGAACACUGCAGAAGCACAGGUUAUUAGGGAGUUGCCACUCCCUGUCUUUUCAAUUGGAAUUCCAGCUUCUUGAAAUGCAGAACAAAGAGAGUCUAUCUGCUGAAAUUACUGAUCUCAGCAUUAUAAUGGAAUCUGGAGAAGAUUUGGAUGUGAGCAAGUUUGUGUCGAGCACUGAAGAGCACAGAGAUCUUCUAACAUUUUUCAGAAGCCUUUCAACUUACGCUGAGUGGUAUGAACAUCGUAGACGGACCUUCCUACAUUUCAAGAAAGAUGAGCCCACAGUUGAUGCUUGA